CCAAUAGCUCCUCUUUUCUCAUUCGGCCACUGAGUCACGCCGCAGCCCCCUCCCUCAUCUAUUUCUCAUUUUCUCCCAAUCCCCUCGCUGUCGCUGUCUCUGUCUUCCCGUCGGACAUCCUCACUGAGUCACGCCGCCGCCCCCGGCCAGGCCCCAGCUCCCUCUUAUAACUUUCUCUCCAUUCCCUCACUGUCACUGCCUUCGAAGCCGCAGUACAAGACAUCGUCGCCUGCCCUCAACCUCGCCGCUUCUCAUCGAAGCCGCAUCACUGAAGCUACUCGGCGGUGCUCCUCGCAGUGUUGAACUUUCAGGUUGAUUCAAUAUGCCCAAAAAGAAUUCUUCAAAGGCAACUUUGCAAGCAGAAGAAUGUACUGUUGUAGGGCCAGAAAAACCCACUUCAACACUGAAGAAACCCAGCAAUGAGAUUGAUGAAAUCUUCUCUGGAAAGAAGAGGAAAAAACCUGAGAAACAAAAGAAUGAUAAGGCAAAUGAAACUGAAUCUGAUAAACCAAAAUCAUUGAAGAAGAAAAAGAAGAAGACUGAAGAAGAUAAAGAGGGAAGGCUUACAGACCCACCUUCUAGGCAUCGAAAGAAAACCAAGGAUGGACUCAAUAUCUAUACUGAAGAGGAAUUGGGUAUUAACCACUCCAAUGCUGGAGGUACACCACUUUGCCCAUUUGAUUGUGAUUGUUGCUUUUGAUGAUUUUCAUCAAUGGAGCAGCUUCUUGGAUUGGAUGGAACAAUUUAGAUUUAAAUAUAGUUUUGUCAUUCUCAUUUUGAUUCUGGAAUUCUGGUUUGCAGAAAAUUUUGUUCAACUUUUUCCUUGUCUUGUUACAUGCUAGAAUUAGAUUAAGUGGAAAUCA
This is a messenger RNA of Hevea brasiliensis (rubber tree), 863 nucleotides long. RefSeq lists its product as uncharacterized. The transcript is spliced from 2 exons. The record is from RefSeq and is a predicted model, not a curated record. The coding region runs from base 323 to 700 and encodes 125 amino acids. NCBI's taxonomy places the organism in Eukaryota, Viridiplantae, Streptophyta, Magnoliopsida, Malpighiales, Euphorbiaceae.